AAAGUCCUACAAAAAUUAUAGUAAACGGCGAUGACUCUGAAGUUCUCCAACAUUUUUACACCUCCAUCUUUCUCCAAAACAAUUCUUCACAAUUCGCUAAAGUUACCAACUUAUAGGGUUUUAUCUCUUCAUUUUCGGUCUCCCGUGAUGUCAGUUUCUUCGCAAGCUCUUCCUCCUACUGUCCAUACUGUCACCAUUCCUUUUUCCGACAUCCAAGACAAAAGCGCAGAUUUGUCAGCCAUGAUUGAAGAAGGUUUUGGACCUAACGGACUUGGAAUUAUCUCAAUUUCCAGUGUUCCUGGUUUUUCUUCACUACGUAAGUCUCUUCUACGUCUUUCACCAAAAUUAGCCAAACUUUCAGAAGAAGAGAAGAAAGUACUUGAAGAUCCCGAUAGCAGGUACAACUAUGGCUGGAGUCAUGGGAAAGAGAAGCUUGAAUCUGGGAAGCCUGAUAUGUUAAAAGGCUCAUUUUAUGCAAAUCCUAUUUUAGAUGUGCCGACAACGGAUCAAAAUCUUAUUAAAAGGUACCCAGCAUAUUGUGGGAGGAAUAUAUGGCCACAAAAAGCUUUGCCAGAACUAGAAGUUGCAUUUAAAACACUUGGAAGGAUAAUGCUUGAUGUUGGCCUGAUGGUGGCGUAUCAUUGUGAUCGAUACGUGUCAAAAGGCAUGAAAGUAGGUGUAGAUGAUGGCCUUGAGCAUAUAAUUCACCGUUCUCGCUGUCACAAGGGCCGACUUUUGUACUACUUCCCAACACAGGAGAGUGACUAUUGUAAAAACGACUGGAUGUCUUCAUGGUGUGGAUGGCAUACAGACCAUGGUUCCCUAACAGGUCUUACAUGUGGCAUGUUUCUAAAAGAUAGUGUUCAAGUGGCUUGUCCCGAUAAAGCUGCUGGCCUUUAUGUGAAAAACAGGAAUGAUGAAGUUAUCAAGGUUGUGUUUGGAGAAGAUGAAAUAGCAUAUCAGAUUGGUGAAACUACUGAAAUUCUAUCAGAAGGCUACCUUCAUGCCACGCCUCAUUGUGUUCGGGCACCACGUGGAACGGGGGUAUCUGGUCUUGAACGGUCAACCUUUGCACUAUUUAUGCAACCUGAUUGGAGUGAAAAGCUCAAAUUUCCAGAAAUCGUUCAUAUCCACAAAGAGGUUUUAGCCUUUCAAACCAGGCCUAGGCGGGAGCUACUUGGCAUGGGGUAAUGACAUGUUGCAUGGACAACAUGAAGCAUACGAAAGAGAUUUUUGAGGUAGAGCAUAAUCAACGAGGAAGGAUCAAAUUUCGACUAAAUAUGAUGAACAUGAACGAAAAGAAAGUGGAAUAUUUACUCUAAAGCAUGAUUACGUGGAGAAGCUGUAACUGAGUGUCAUUUCAUAAUCUCUUUUCUGCUAAUGUAGUUAGUGUAUGUUCUAUUACGGUGCACUGUAAUCUAAUCCCUACUCUUUGCCAGUUGAUUCCUUCAAAGAGUAUGCUGACUUUCGGAGAGUAUACAGAGAAGCUUUUGGACAAAUACUACCAUCUUAAAACAUGAAGAGCUGCUAUUGUCAUAGAUUUGGGGUUAUGAUUGAUUGUCUGGGUAAAUACACUUGGUCUCAAUAAGUCUUCUCAGUAUCGAACAUAGUUCUGUAAAUUUAGAGCUAUCUUUUACUUUACAUCUUAAGAUUGCGAAUAGUACUGUUAAACUGAAUGAAUAAGUCUAGAUUUAGAUUUAGAAGGUUUUCAACAAUGUAAAUAUAUAGUAGAUAACUAGAUAGUUAUUCAUAUGCCAAGUUCUGAUUGUAUACUACUUACUCUUAUGUUUUCUUUUUUCGUGAUGUUUUGAACGUUGAUACUAGUUUAACAGUGUGAUACACCGUCAGUCGCUCUGUCUUUCUAUAUUGCAUCGGAUAAUGACAUAUCUUGUCGCAGAAUAUCAUUAUCUGUGGUAAUCUAAAAGAAAGAAUAGAUGACAGUUGAUUUUUUCUAAUUAGACCCAGAUG
Messenger RNA from Amaranthus tricolor (Joseph's coat), 1968 nucleotides. RefSeq lists its product as uncharacterized. The coding region runs from base 31 to 1191 and encodes 386 amino acids. NCBI's taxonomy places the organism in Eukaryota, Viridiplantae, Streptophyta, Magnoliopsida, Caryophyllales, Amaranthaceae. The record is from RefSeq and is a predicted model, not a curated record. The transcript is spliced from 15 exons.